Messenger RNA from Aspergillus puulaauensis, 1077 nucleotides. RefSeq names its product NAD(P)-dependent alcohol dehydrogenase. The transcript has 2 exons. NCBI's taxonomy places the organism in Eukaryota, Fungi, Ascomycota, Eurotiomycetes, Eurotiales, Aspergillaceae. Gene Ontology annotation, biological process: alcohol metabolic process. Gene Ontology annotation, molecular function: zinc ion binding; alcohol dehydrogenase (NADP+) activity. The coding region runs from base 1 to 1077 and encodes 358 amino acids. The record is from RefSeq and is a predicted model, not a curated record.
AUGACCACCGAUUACAAGUUCGAAGGCUGGCUCGGCCUUGACGCUAGCGCCGCCGAUGGCAAGAUGCAGUGGAAGGAGUUUGAGCCCAAGCCCUGGGAGGAAACAGACAUCGACGUCAAGAUCUCGCACUGCGGUAUCUGUGGGUCAGACCUGCACACUCUACGAAGCGGUUGGGGCCCAACAGACUACCCCUGCUGCGUCGGACACGAGAUCGUCGGCACGGCCGUGCGCGUCGGCUCCCAAGUCAAAGACAUCCAAGUUGGCGACCGGGUCGGAUUCGGCGCCCAGAGCGAAUCCUGCCAGGGACGCAAGGGCGACUGCGCCGAAUGCGCCGCCUCCAACGAACCCUACUGCGUGAAGCACUUCACGGGCACAUACAACGGCAAAUACAUGAACGGCGGAAAGUCGUACGGCGGGUACGCUUUGUACCACCGCGCCCCUGCGCACUUCGCCGUUAAGAUCCCCGAGUCUCUAUCCUCGGCUGCUGCGGCACCGAUGCUGUGCGGUGGUGUGACUGUCUAUUCGCCGCUGAAGCACUUCGGAUGUGGCCCUGGCAAGCGGGUAGGAAUUAUUGGUGUUGGUGGACUUGGACACUUUGGUGUUUUGUUCGCGAAGGCGCUGGGAGCAGAGGUUGUGGCUAUUUCCAGAAAGGCAGAUAAGCGCGAGGAUGCGCUGAAGAUGGGCGCUGAGCUUUACGUCUCGACGCAGGAGGAUACGGAGUGGAUGGCGCAGAACAAGCGCUCGUUGGAUCUGAUUGUGUGCACUGUUUCCUCGUCUAAGAUGCCCAUCACGGACUACGUUUCCCUACUCAAGGUCGAUGGGACGCUUGUCCAGGUUGGUGUCCCUGAGGACGGCGCCCUGACUAUUCCUGCUGCGGCGUUGGUGAUGAACCGCGUCAAGCUUGCUGGUUCCCUGGUCGGGUCCCCUGAGACUAUCCGUGAGAUGCUGCAGUUGGCUGCGGACCAGAAGGUGCAGCCCUGGAUUCAGGAGCGACCGAUGAAGGACGCGAACCAGGCGAUUGUCGACAUGCAUAACGGCGAUGCGCGGUACCGCUAUGUGUUGGUCAACGAGAACUAG